AUGCUGAUACUUUUUAAGUUGCAUUUUUUAUUCAACCAUGCUCCGUGCACUCACCCUUCUGGAUUUAUAUUUUAUUUUUCCAUUCAGGAGUGGGGAAAUGAGUACGCUUUAUGGAAUAAAGAUGACUUCUGUGGAAUUUCAGAAAUCAUUGUUCCAACAGAGGUACUGUGGAAGCCAGACAUAACAAUUGAAGAGAUGAUAGAGAAGGACAAAGCUCCUCCAAGCCCCUUUCUCAAAAUACACAGUAGCGGGUCGAUUGAAUUUAGGAACGACCAGAUUGUGAUCAGCGCCUGCACGAUGCAUGUUCACAAAUUUCCUUUCGACAUUCAGAAGUGUAACAUCACUUUCAAGUCCUACUUGUAUGCAGAACAUGAAUUACAAAUCGACAUAGAGAAAGAUAGUUCGGUAAUAUCGAAGUGGUCUCGUGAAAUWAUGGCGACAGAAUUUGAGUGGGUGUUUGUCAACAUGUCUGUCACAAAUGCUACGGUGAACCAUUAUGGAUACAAUCAAACCAUUAUUGUUUACACUGUAGAAAUGAGGAGAAAAGCCGUCCUCCACUUUGCCAGCUUUGUGCUGCCUAUCCUCUUCUUCUUGUGUCUGGAUUUUUUCUCCCUCCUCCUGCCACACGGUGGAGGGGAGAAGAUCGGCUUCAAGACCACUGUGCUGCUUGCCGUCACUGUGAUGCAACUUAUUCUCAUCGAGAUUCUACCUUUUACAUCAAGCAAAAUUCCCCUUAUAGUGGUGUACAUCAAUGGGAUUUUUGGACUAAUGUUGCUCAGCCUCCUGGAGACUAUAGUGGUGAGCUAUCUGAUAGAGAAGGACUCAGAAUCCCAGGACGAUGCCCAGAGUUUGAAUGAAGAGCAUGAGAUAAAAAAAUGCUUUCAUUGUGCAUCCAAAUUUGAUGAGACUGCUGAUCAAUACUCAUCUAUUAACAAAGAGGGAAGCCACAAACUGACUGAGGUACUCCUGGCURUGGAAAAGGUCUCCGACGAACUGCAGGGAAUGAAAAGAUCUGUGACAUUCCUGAGCAACACAAUGGAGCAAAAGCCCGGCUAUUGGGCAGGAAUUGCGAAAAAAAUUGACAAGAUGUUUGCAUAUUUUUAUGUAACAACUGUGUUUGUGUUUUUAUCUGUUAUCUUCACUGUGUGGCUCUUAUAAUCAGACUUAUAAUCAGACAAAUGGAGGAAAGAUCUUAAACAUGUUCACUUUGGUGAUGUAUAACAAGUGUGCAUUUCUGUGCAAUUUUUCAAACAGUCAGUCACUCCUAUUGUUUUUAACUUAUUGAUAAAUUUGAUGAGCAUUUCAUUGGCUUUUAUUGUUGGUUGUCAAGUUUGGGUGCCGUUUGCUUGACAGCAACAGUUAGAAAAGUUAAUGGAGGAUAAGGGGAGUCUGACAAUGUUCGGAACUGUAUUAAUGCAAUGUUUUUGAAUUAGUUUCUAGACUAAUAAGGUAUCGGAUCACUCCUGUUACCUUAUCAGGUCUCUCUGCAGGACCCUUUUGUCUGCCGUACUGAAGCACCAGACUUAGAUGCAGGACAUAUUCUUUCAAACUGUAGAGGGAAGUUUGAUGUGAUACUUCUUAAUUGAAAUGAACUUAAAAUAAGUGGUGACAGUGGAGAAGAGCCAGUCCCUCCAGCAGAUCAGUAUGGGUGGGAAUCUGCUGCAGCUGGCUGGGUUUUAAGAGGACGGACUGCAAAAACACACACAGAAGCAUCAGUCCAGGAGAACUUUUAAAGAAAUCCAGAGCAGACAGUCAUAGUUCUGCAGAUGCAUGCAUUUAGAGUUUUAAAGCAACAAAAUUGUGUAUGUUGUAUAACUUACUGGGUGUCAUKUUGAACUGUUACCCUGCAUGAAAAUWUUCCUUCAUAUUUUGCUCUACCUAUCUCUUAUUACAUAUUAAAAAUAUUUUUAUUAUAAUUACUAAAAAUUAAACGUACUUAAGCAAUUAGACUACAUAAAAGGUCUAGGUAUGUUGUGGUAACUCAUAAUAAAAUAAAUGUGUGUAAAAUAAAGGACAGGCAUGAUUCAAUUUAAGCCAUGAAUGUGAAUUUAGUUUAUGACAAUGAAACAACAAUGAGUAAACAAGCAGGCAGACAAAAAUAUAUUAACAUAAGUUUGUUGUAAGUGUAUAUAUUUUUGAAUUUGAAGAGAAUGUCGUCUAAUCUAAGAUAACUAAGUGGGAAAAUCAAUCAAUAAAGGUUAAUUCUGAAAUGUUUGCUUUAACACUGGAGUUUUCAUUCGAGCAGUUUUGAUUUAGUUACACUGAGAUGAGCAAAAAAAACA
This is a messenger RNA of Poecilia reticulata (guppy), 2282 nucleotides long. The record is from RefSeq and is a predicted model, not a curated record. NCBI's taxonomy places the organism in Eukaryota, Metazoa, Chordata, Actinopteri, Cyprinodontiformes, Poeciliidae.